Molecule: messenger RNA, 790 nt
Organism: Frieseomelitta varia
Lineage: Eukaryota; Metazoa; Arthropoda; Insecta; Hymenoptera; Apidae
Gene: mRpS16
Product: probable 28S ribosomal protein S16, mitochondrial
Exons: 3
Coding region: 284-703 (139 amino acids)
Biological process (GO): mitochondrial translation
Cellular component (GO): ribosome; mitochondrial small ribosomal subunit
Molecular function (GO): structural constituent of ribosome
Source: RefSeq, a predicted model, not a curated record
UUCAAUUACUCAUUUUCUCUUUGCUAACAUUUUAAAUAUACUAAUUAUAUUUUUGAACGAUAUAUGUGUAUCAUACUCUAUAUACUUUAUUCCUCGUUAGUUUCUAUUUGAUAGUCUUGUAAAUAAACGAAUGAUUAUCAAUUUGAACUAAGAAAAUCAAUUGAAACGAAUCUAGUUUUAAGUUAAUCGACUAGACUUACCUAACAUAACCUCCAACAAGGUUAUAAAUAGAGAACCGUUGUCUCGUGUUGUACCAUAAUCAAACUGAUAAACAUUUUCAAAAAUGCCACGAUUACCUCUGCAUCCCUCAUCGGGGACUGGUAUUGUGAGUAGACUUUCUAAAACGAUACGACUUGUUCGCUACGGAUGUGCCAACAGACCUUUUUAUCAUAUUGUUGUUAUGACCACUAAAAUUGGGCAGCAUAAACCUCCAAUAGAACAAUUAGGCAGCUAUGAUCCUCUGCCGAACAAGUAUAACGAAAAAUUAAUUUCAUUAAAUUUUGAGAGAAUACAAUAUUGGCUAGGGCAAAAGGCGUUAGUAUCAAAACCAGUGGCAAUAAUGUUAGGACUUUGUGGUUACUUUCCAAUACAUCCAAGAACUUAUAUGAAAGCAUGGAGAACUCGAAGGAGAGUUGCCGCAAAAGCUGAAACAAAUAAGAAUUUAGAGUCAGAAGCAAAAUCAAAGGCAGACGCUGCAGGUUAACGUCACUUAGUUAUUUUAUUUGUAUCAUAAAUUUAAUUUGUAAACAAUGUACGCAUUUAAAUAAAACUGUUACGAAAUGAUAUGUUA